Messenger RNA from Prunus mume (Japanese apricot), 1198 nucleotides. Its product is annotated as peptidoglycan-binding LysM domain-containing protein. Gene Ontology annotation, molecular function: protein binding. The record is from RefSeq and is a predicted model, not a curated record. Lineage: Eukaryota; Viridiplantae; Streptophyta; Magnoliopsida; Rosales; Rosaceae.
AAAAUAAAAAACUCAAAGCUUAUCUGAAAUUUUAACGGACGUCGUUGAUUGUUAGUUCGUAAGCUACAAAAGAACCCCAGGAUCUACUCUCAGCUUUUAAACGACAAUGGGCUGCUGCGGGGACGAAGAAAACGACGACGACAUCCUCAACCCUCUCAACCCCACCACCACCACCGAAAUCCUAGACUUCUCCGACUCCACCAUAUCUCCGAUGAACUCUCACUUCUCGGCCUUGACUUGCCGCGACACCCUCCGCCUCAUCUUCGAGAAGCUCCCGAUUCCCGACCUUGCUCGCUCCAGCUGCGUCUGCCGAGUCUGGAACUCGGUCGCCUCCGAUCAGGAGAUCGUCACCAGAGCCUUCAAAGCCCCUUGGAAUCUGAAGCAUAUCAUCGGAAAGCCAGCAUCUGGAAACUUCUGGAGAGACAAUUCUCUCGGAAAAUUCGCCAUCUCGCACCGGAUUGUCCGUGGCGACAGCAUCGCCAGUCUCGCCGUCAAGUAUUCUGUUCAGGUGAUGGACAUAAAGCGUUUGAACAACACGAUGAGCGAGCACGGAAUAUACUCUCGUGAGAGAUUGCUGAUCCCGAUAAGCAAUCCGGAGAUGCUUUUGCAGGCUACUUGCUAUGUUGAAGUGGAUACUUGUGCUAAGAGAGAAGUGGCUGUGCUGUAUUUGGAUGGCGGCCCUGAGCUCCACAAAACGACCAGCAAUGGCAGCUCAAGCACGUCUUCUUGCUCUGCAACUGAUUUGCAGAGUAAGAAGAGGGUGAUUGAGUCACUGAGGAGAAGCAUGCAAGUUGAUGAUGCCACUGCUCACUACUACUUGACCAUUGCUGAUGGUGAUCCAAGAGCUGCAAUCUCUCAGUUCUCCCAGGACCUCAGAUGGGAAACCCACCUGGGCUUUGCUUGAUACAGUAAUUUCUACUUUGGAAACCAUGAAAGUUAAAUACCCAUGGAGGGUCUCCAAGGCAAACCCUAGUUUUGAAGCAUUGCAAGCCUCACUAGCCACUGGUUUUGGGAGAUUUGAUGAUAACUAUAAAAUAAAAAAAAGUGUUUAGAUUCAUAUUGUUUUCCAGUUUAUGAUGCUCAUUUCAUCAUCAACCAAUGGACCAAAAUGUGUAUGGAGUCUUAUGAUUUGCAAUUGUAAAAUAAAGCCUACCACCUACCUACUUGUGCUUUGUACUCCAAGGGAGAUGUCAAAUAC